This is a messenger RNA of Leishmania mexicana MHOM/GT/2001/U1103, 3060 nucleotides long. RefSeq lists its product as hypothetical. The transcript has a single exon. The coding region runs from base 1 to 3060 and encodes 1019 amino acids. The record is from RefSeq and is a predicted model, not a curated record. Lineage: Eukaryota; Euglenozoa; Kinetoplastea; Trypanosomatida; Trypanosomatidae.
AUGGAGCACUACGAGGAUUCUUUCGAGAGUGCCACCACGGCGACGGAUGAGGAAGAAGAGACCAUUUCGGUGCGCACCAGUUCAACCACCGCCACUUCAGAUGACUCAGUCGACGCUGGCGACGAAGGCAGCGUUGGCGACGUAGGUGAUACCGUCUCUGGCGGCAAGGGAAUGAGCGACGUGCUGACUUUGAGCUCCGCCGCAACACUGUCACCGACGGCGCGGUAUCUGGCUCUACCCUUGCCUGCAGCCCCACUGCCGGCACCGGUACCGGUGCCGACACUCACCUCUUCGCCCGCAUCGGCGCUGAAGGGCGACAGCGAGAACGAGCUACACGCGUCGUCCGUUUCGUCUGCGCACAACGCGUUGGUAUCUGAGAAGCCGCCGGGAUUCGCUCCAUACGCGACGGUCGGCGAAAUAGAGAGGGAGAAGCGGAAUGCGAGUCUAGGUGACAGCGCCAGGGUUAAAAACCCCACCACGCGUGAUGCCUCGAGCGUUGCUCAGGGAGAAUUCGUAGGGACCUCCAGCGACGAUGCCGACCAUAGCCGUCGAGGGCUGAAGGGCGUUGGCUUCGAGGCCCUCUCCCACUUUGUGGCCUUUGGUGGCAGCGACACUGAAAGCACGACGGGGCCAACGUCGCAUCCGUAUAGCCUUGUGAUCGGAGCGGGAAUGGAAGGCUUCUCAACCCCGCUGGGCAAGAUGCUAACCACCGCGAGAGAGGCACGAGGCGAGAAUCCGAAGGAGGGAGAGAAGCUGCGGCCGACUGCUGACUCCCUAGUUUCCCGGUCAACAUCAGUGCCGCAGGCGGAGUUGCCACAUAAAACGGCGGCCUCGAAGGCGGCCUCCGUGGCUGCGAGCAGCGUCUUCAGUACCCUCUCACAGCAUUUACAGCAGCAAAAGCCGCAGCGUCAGCAGCCACAGACGACCCUUGCGCCAGCACCAGCGGUGAACUCUGCGCCAGUGGUCCCUUCAAUACCAAUGUCUGCAACCACCGUUCCCACAAUGUCGCCUGCCUCUGUUAAAGGGACGACAGCGACACCAGCGCCGCAUGGCAGCGCCUCUCUCUCUCUCCCAGCUCUGCCGCCACCGGGAUGGUCCUCUACAACUCUAGCCAACAAUGCCGCCGCCGGUACGGAGACGCCAUUCACCAUCCUACCCGCGGCGGCGGCGAAGGAUGCGACGGGCACGCAGCAAGGGUGGAUGAUCGGUGGGGUGCAAUACCGCACCAGUCCCACAGAUAAGGAGGCGGUCCAGCAGAUACCCCCGCUGCCCCCGCCGUACGAGCAUCCUCGACCCACUGCGGAGCAGACACGCGCAUCCGAGCUCCGUGAGGCGUCGGAGGCGGUGGAGAGACUAGUGAAGGCGUUCGCGAUGCUGAAGGGAUACAGCCGUCUCGAGCAAGCGCAAAGCAAAAGUCGCCCCCUCGCUGACGGCGCACCGGCCUCAGUGGAAACGGCAGCCGAUGUUGUCACAUCUGCUCAUCAGGCCAGGGUUGCAUCCACCGUGCAGGUGCGCGACACUGUCCGGCCGCGCGGAUCCCGCAUCUUUGCACCUGGAGCGGCGUCGGGGGCGACUCUUGACUCCACCUCGGCCGCCGCCGCUUCGCUGCCGUGGGUGUCUGCCCCUCGCCAAGGAGACAGCGAGAGCGUAGCCGAAGGUGUCGUGCUGGACUGCGUGCUCGGCCUCUUACAGGAGCGUACAAGGGGCACCGGGACUUCUUCCGCGGGUGAGCAGGAGGGAGAGGGGGUCAGAUCGACAAAGCGUCCAACGGCAUCGUCGUGGCAGGCGGCGAGACCCCACCACGAGGUGGUGACGGCCGACACUUUUGCUUACGGAGGAAGCGCGAGGGGCCACGGCCGAGCUUCGCACUUCACCGCUGACACCGUGUCUGCGGCAGCGUGGACCCAAGUGUACUUUGACUCAUCAUCAGCCUUCGUGGGCGGGCUCGGUAGCAGUGGCGUCCCCUUGUUCGACCCCCGAGAUCUGCAGAGCGCCAUCGACCUCUACAAUGCCGUGCGUGAGGCGCUCGACAAGUACGUGCUGCGCCGCGUGGUGACCGGCGUAGAGAAAGCAAAGGGGCUUCAGCCGCACGUCUCUGUCCCCCGCGCACGCUCUGUCACCGCCAUAUUUGCGUGGGUGCUGCUGCUGGACAUAGUAAAUCUCUGUGAGGAGAUCGCGCGUGUCGCCUACGAUGCUGCGCCGCGCUCCCCGAGCGCUGUGUAUCCCGUGCUCGCACAGUUCAGAGGGGAUGCGGCGUGCGAGGAGGUUGCCAAGGCGGCGAUGCACUGCCUGCCUUUUGAGGCACUCAACGCCAGCGGUGCUGACACCUUGGCGCCAGGGGACGGUCGCUGCACUUUCCGGAUGGCAUGCUGGGUGACGCAGCAACAGCUCUGGACUAUCGCCGACGCUUUGACCGACACGGUCCGCGAGGACAUGGUGCGGCGCGCCAAGGCGCUGCAGUACUCUCCGUUUAACACGGCCGCAGUGACCGAGGUCGAUCCUCGGGUGCUGGUUCCUCCCACGACUCCAAUGCUCACGCUGCGGCCGCUGCCGGGGCGGAGAGGUGACGGUGCCGCGCCAAAGGCGACCGACGCCUCCACGGAUUUAGGCACUGCCGCGUCGUACGCCCGAGUGCAUGGAGGCAGCAGAGGGGAGGGAAGAGGCCCGGCGAGUGGCACUUCUGGCAACGAACUCUUCGAGGUGCCUGCCGCCGCGUUGCAGAAGGUUGCUUACCACGUCUCUGUUCUCACCACGGAUUUGCUCUCUGACAUGAGCACCGCCAACCAUCAUGAGCUGUCGGCACUAACUGCUGAGGAUUACACCAGUGUUGCCACCGCCGUCUCCGAAACCAUGAGCGAACUGCUGCAGGACGAGUCCAUCAAGGCGGCCGUGCGGCGGCGAGCUGCAGAAAAGGUGAAGCAGACACAAAUGGCGCGCGCCGACUUCGCCACAGCCUCGCGCCAACGCAAGGAACAAGCCAUCAUUGAGAGGGCGGAGAAGGAGGCAGAGGAGGUGGUGCAGCACAUUCUGCAAGAGAUGAGGACACAGGGAGUUGCCUAG